Messenger RNA from Sorex araneus (European shrew), 3513 nucleotides. It is a transcript of the gene MTMR1, whose product is annotated as myotubularin related protein 1. Gene Ontology annotation, biological process: phosphatidylinositol dephosphorylation. Gene Ontology annotation, molecular function: phosphatidylinositol-3,5-bisphosphate 3-phosphatase activity. The transcript is spliced from 18 exons. Bases 111 to 2219 code for a protein of 702 amino acids. Lineage: Eukaryota; Metazoa; Chordata; Mammalia; Eulipotyphla; Soricidae. The record is from RefSeq and is a predicted model, not a curated record.
CAGCUAAUGGCGGCGGCCGCCUGAGGCGGCGCGGGGCGGCGGCGGCGGCACUGCGGGGCGCUCCCGGGGGCGCCGCUCUCCCGGCGACAGCGCGGCGGCCGAGGCGCGCCAUGGAGCGGCCGGCGGCGCUGGCAGCGGCGGCGGGCGCGGCGGGUGGCGAGGGCGGCGGGGCCGCGGGCCCGGGCGCGGCGGGCGGCAGGAGGCCCCCACGGGGGACGGCGGGCCCGACCCCCGGCGCCCGGCAGCCCAGCGCGGACGCUCUGGACAGUCCUACAGGGUCACAUGUUGAAUGGUGUAAACAGCUUAUAGCUGCUACAAUUUCUAGUCAGAUUUCAGGUUCAGUGACAUCAGAAAAUGUAUCCAGAGAUUACAAGGUUUUCAGGAGGCCUGAUCUAAGGAAUAUCCAUAAAGCAAGACAAAGAUUGGAGUUUCAGGAAGAACACAAUGGCUACCCUUCUGAAGCGGAAGCUGAUCAGGUGGCUCUCCGCGAUGGAAAUAAGCUGGCUCAGAUGGAAGAAGCACCACUCUUUCCAGGAGAAUCAAUUAAAGCCAUUGUGAAAGAUGUCAUGUACAUCUGCCCAUUCAUGGGAGCUGUGAGCGGGACCCUGACUGUGACUGACUUCAAGAUGUACUUCAAAAAUGUGGAGAGGGAUCCACAUUUCAUCCUGGAUGUUCCCCUUGGAGUGAUCAGUAGAGUCGAGAAAAUUGGUGCCCAGAGCCAAGGAGACAACUCUUGUGGCAUUGAGAUUGUGUGCAAGGAUAUGAGGAACCUACGGCUUGCUUAUAAACAGGAAGAACAGAGCAAAUUGGGGAUAUUUGAAAACCUCAACAAACACGCCUUCCCUCUUUCCAACGGGCAGACGCUAUUUGCAUUCAACUAUAAAGAAAAAUUCCCAACGAAUGGAUGGAAAGUUUAUGAUCCAGUAGCCGAAUACAAGAGACAGGGUUUGCCAAAUGAGAGUUGGAAAAUAUCCAAAGUAAACAGCAACUAUGAGCUAUGUGACACCUACCCAGCCAUCAUUGUUGUGCCAACCAGUGUGAUAGAUGAUGACCUUGCAAAAGUGGCAGCCUUUCGGGCAAAAGGCAGAGUCCCUGUGCUGUCCUGGAUUCAUCCAGAAAGUCAGGCAACGAUUACCCGUUGCAGCCAGCCACUUGUGGGUCCCAACGAUAAACGCUGCAAAGAAGAUGAAAAAUACUUGCAAACCAUAAUGGAUGCUAACGCACAGUCCCACAAACUAGUCAUCUUUGAUGCCCGGCAGAACAGUGUCGCUGAUACUAACAAGGCGAAGGGCGGGGGCUACGAGAGUGAAAGUGCCUACCCCAACGCGGAGGUCAUUUUCUUGGAGAUCCACAACAUCCACGUGAUGCGAGAGUCGCUACGCAAGCUCAAGGAGGUUGUGUACCCGUCCAUCGAUGAGACCCGGUGGCUGUCCAGCGUGGAUGGGACACACUGGCUGGAGUACAUCCGGAUGCUUCUUGCAGGAGCAGUAAGAAUUGCGGACAAAAUCGAAUCUGGGAAAACCUCCGUGGUGGUCCAUUGCAGUGACGGUUGGGACCGCACAGCCCAGCUGACAUCGCUGGCAAUGCUGAUGUUAGACAGUCAUUACCGCACCAUCAAAGGGUUCGAGACUCUCAUAGAAAAGGAGUGGAUAAGCUUCGGACAUAGCUUUGCAUUGCGAGUGGGCCACGGCAAUGACAACCAUGCUGACGCUGACCGCUCCCCGAUCUUCCUCCAGUUUAUUGACUGCGUCUGGCAGAUGACGAGACAGUUUCCAUCGGCCUUCGAGUUUAAUGAACUGCUGUUGAUUACAAUUUUGGAUCACCUUUAUAGCUGUCUCUUUGGGACUUUCUUGUGCAACUGUGAAAAGCAGCGGUUCAAAGAGGAUAUACAGACAAAGACCGUGUCUUUGUGGUCUUACAUCAAUAGUCAGCUCGAUGAGUUUUCUAACCCCUUCUUUGUGAAUUACGAACACCACGUCCUAUACCCGGUGGCUGCUGUGAGUCACUUGGAGUUGUGGGUAAACUACUACGUGCGAUGGAACCCACGCAUGCGGCCUCAGAUGCCGAUUCACCAGCACACGAAGGAGCUGCUGGCCGUGCGCGCGGAGCUGCAGAAGCGGGUGGACGAGCUGCGUCGGGAGGUGGCAGCGCGCGCCUCGUCCUCACCCGAGCGCUCGUCGCCGUCGCAGCCCGUCACCCCCGUGCACACGUCGGUGUGACACCCGCUGGGCCCUGCAGGAGCCUGGGAUCCCAUCUCGCGGCGCGAGGCCCUGUGCCCUCCACGCCUGGCUGGCACUGCCAAGUGGUGGCGGCCUGUGUUGCCAGGUGACAGCGCCCCAUGUCGUCACGUGCUUUUUGUGUUGUGAACACUCUGUGUCCCUCUGGCCGGCUAUCACAGUGCUCUGUGACCCGAGCUCCUAUGUGCCGGGUAGCUUGGGGGGGCACCGGAGUAAGGGGUGGUGGGUGUGGCUUGUGUCCGUCUGCCCUUCCCAGGCCCGAGGGAGGCACCAGCCCACCACCGCAGCAGUGGCCACAGGAGAGCUGAAGCCAAGCCCCGGGCCCUCCUCCUAGGGUACGUUGACAAAGUGGUUUGCAUCUGGGCCUGGAGCAGCCAGGCAGGCCGCCCUGCCCUAAGCGGCGCAGCACCCAAGGCACCGCGUGGCAGGAGCCGGGGGUGCCAGAGGCUGGCGCGCGGGGGCGCACUCGAGUGCAGUGCUGGUUCAGGCCAACAUCUGUUCGUGCCACUGCAUGUCACCGUUGGGAAGGUCCAGCAUGCACAGCCCUCGGUUUCCUCUUCCCCGCCCCCCACCUUCCGGCACUGCCACAGUGCCCCAGGCCCCCUGGGCCAGCCUCCCCACGACCAUCCUUUGCAAAGGGAUUCUUCAAAGGUUUUUACAAAGACUGAGAUGUUUUUUCAACUUGCAAUCUUCUGGUUCUUACAGAAAAAAAAUUUUUUUUCUGGUAUAAUUACGUAUUUACUCAAGGUCAUUUGAUACCCUACAAUUCUCCAUUUUUAUCAUCUGGGGGGUUUGUUUCUAAGUCAUAUAUAGUUGAAGGUCAUUUUUUGCCCCUGCCAUGUCCGAAAGUAUUUCUGGAAUGGCGUUUUUCAAAGUGACGCUGGUUCUUUCCCGUUCCCCCUCCCCCCAACACCGCCCAGUUGCACUAGGAAUAAUAAACUUGGUGUGGCUGGCGCAAGGCUCUUGACAGAACCAGAGGAGAAAGUGGCCUUAGCCCGGCCGGGGUCGGCGCACCUCAGGUGGGGCACCAGGGCCCCGAAACCGCCACUUGCCCCUCAGCAGCAUAUUGCGGGGCCCCUCCCAGCCUGAGACGGACAGGCGGACAUUCUACCCCCGAACUCGAGCGCUGGAACCCGAGCACUUCUUGUCUUCCACUUUACUGACGUGUACGAGAAUGUCAAACCUUCCUGGGUCAGGGUUUUAAAGCUGCCAUGAUACUGUAUUUGCCUCAGCCGAUGCACUGUACCCCUGGAAUUAAAACCGUGUUUGCCCCGUG